Camponotus floridanus (Florida carpenter ant) is the source of this 3087-nucleotide messenger RNA. It is a transcript of the gene Frmd5, whose product is annotated as FERM domain-containing protein 5. The transcript has 12 exons. Lineage: Eukaryota; Metazoa; Arthropoda; Insecta; Hymenoptera; Formicidae. Gene Ontology annotation, cellular component: cytoskeleton. Bases 408 to 2630 code for a protein of 740 amino acids. The record is from RefSeq and is a predicted model, not a curated record.
GCAGCGUCGCGUCGGCCGCGGCGGCGGCGCACCAGUGGGGAUGUGCUGGUUGACAGACAGCUUCGCGUUCUUCCGCCACGGUGAUGUGUCGUCGUUCACCGCUGUACAACCGUGCGGUCGCGCCGUGCCGUGUCAACUCGUCGAUUAAUACAGAAUACGGUCGCGCGUCAGCGGCGAUAACGGCGACGACGACGACGACAACGACGACGACGACGACAACGACGAAGACGACGACGACGACGACGACGACGUCGACGACGACGACGACGGCGACGACGACAACCGGCGUCGACGACGACGACGACGGUGGCGCGUGUCGCGAUUAAUAAACGGGCAGUGUGUGGUGCUGUGGUGGAAGGGACGAUGAAGGCCGGGGGGAUAAUUUGGGUGGCGACUUGAGGACAGAAAUGUUGAAGUUCGGCAGCAAGAGCGACGUGACGGUGGUGCAUCGCGCCACUAUUCGACUGUUUGACGACAACGAGAUCAUCUACUGCGACUUUCAGCCACAGGACAAGGGACGAUACAUUCUCGAAUAUGUCUGCAAACAACUCAACAUUUUGGAGAUGGACUAUUUUGGGCUCCGCUACGUCGAUAAAGAGAGGGAAAGGCAUUGGUUGGACCUAGCGAAAACAGCGAUCAAGCAAGUGAAAGACAUGCACGAGAUUUUGCUUUGCUUUCGCGUGAAAUUCUACCCGCCUGAUCCUUUGCGGCUCAAGGAGGAGAUCACCAGGUAUCAAGUUUACCAGCAACUCAAAAGGGACCUUCUUUACGGACGUUUGUGUUGCACUCCUGGCGAGGCAGCGCUGCUGGUGGCCUGCAUCGUCCAAAGCGAACUGGGAGAUUACGAUCCCGAGAUUCACGAAGAGAAUUAUAUCUCCGAGCACAAAUUGCUGAAGACGCAGACUCCGACGAUCGAGGAGAAGGCGAUGGAGAUACAUCAGGGUCAGCUAAAAGGAUUCACACCGGAACAGGCGGAAAACUAUUUCCUCAGGAUAGCCUCGCAAUUGGACACGUACGCGGUCGAUCCACAUCCGGUCAAGGAUCCUGACAAGAGUACACAGCUCCACCUGGGCAUUAACCACUGCGGGAUCCUGACGUUUCAAGACUCACGGAAGAUACAACAUUUCCGCUGGUCGGAAGUUCAAAAGAUCAACUUUGAAGGAAAGAUGUUUAUCGUGCAUGUGACGAUAAAUGAGGACGUAAGGACAAAGAAAAAACAUCUCGUCGGAUUCAAGUGUCCCACAGCAACAAAUUGUCGUCAUGUGUGGAGGUGUGCCAUCGAGCAGAUGCUGUUUUUUACCUUGCCGAGGGCGUCGGACGCACCGGUGGUGAGUGGCGGCUCCAUCUUCUCCUGGGGUUACAAGUUCAAGUAUACCGGAAGGACGGAGAGAGAGGUUCUCGAAGAGGUAGGACCGCUCCGGAAGGAGGAACCGCCGAUUCAACGCUGCCAGACGACGUGUCUGAGAAGGAAGGCCAGCAGCGUACCGGCUACUCCCAGCACGCCGAGUCAGGAUCUCGUCGAAAUACGAUACUCCAGCCUACCGCGUAGCUGUCAUAGCGCGGGCCUGGACGGCACCGGGAUGCUGGAGGGCGGUGCCGGGGUCCUCAGCUCGCCCUACUGUCCAGACAAUACCUUGCCCCUUCUGGAGACUGUAUCCGAGGACCAAGAGAUUCAUGCCAGGAGAAACAACGCCGUAGACGAAAAUGAUACGCAUGCGAGUGCCACCCACACGUCUACUACUACCAUCACUACCACCACUACUACCACCACCACCACCUCCAACACCAUCAUCACAAACCGUGCGAAAGCCAAACUGAAAUUUCCCAAGAGCACGCUGAACCGACCGCAACCGUUGUACAGUCAGAAAAUAGUGAUAGGCUCGGAGGAGCUGGCGGGUCGCGACAUCGAGCACGUUGUGCGGCAGCGUAUUAACGCCCUAAUUAACGAGCGGAGCCCGAAGGUGGUGCGGUCGACCGCGCUGAUAAUCAAGAGCUCCAAGGCGCCGGCGAGCGCCAACGGACGCAUCCCGAUCAAAAAGAGCCCCGCACGCGACGAUAAAAACACGCGCGUAGAGGUAAGCGAGCUCGACGGCCGCGGAUCGACGCUGACGACGACGACGAAGACCGCCAACGGUUGCGCGAAUCUGGCCGUCAGGUCAGUUUUGUCGAACGGAUUCGAUCGACAGAAGGCAGGAGUCGGUCAGCAUGAGGGCGAGGCGAACGACUAUUACUUCAGGGACUCCUUCGAUCACUCGUCGUCGGAGAGCCAGCUGUUGGACGCGUCCGGCAAGCCGCACAGUCGCUCGGUCACGCCGGUACCGAAGAUGCAAAAGCUACAAAACUCCAAGCUCUGUCUUCAGCAACAACAACACCAGCAUCAGCAGCAGCAUCAGGGCGUUCGGCGCGUGGCGAGCGGCAAACUCAGACAUAAGAGUCUGCAUGUGAUCAGGCUCUUUAUACCGGCGUUCAUGCUCACGAUCACGGUAUUGUUUAUCGUGACGGUUCUGGUGUUUGAGACGGACACGACGCUGUUCAAUAGCCUGCGCAAAACGCCAGAAAUGGUGGCCUUAAGGAGCCAAUACUACGUUCCGAUUAAGGAGUUCCUGCGGACCAAGCUGGGCCUAUUCUGAUGCGACAAGAUGACCGGGCCGAGGUCGUCCUAUGUCGUCGCAUAGCUCUCUCUCUCCCUUCAGUGCCAAGUCGCGGACGUGACUCGUGACUGAGAGAUUUACGAUUUAGUCGCGGAAAAGAAUAUGCGCCUUCUCUCUCUUCCCUCUCCACCCCCUCUCCCUCUCCGUUGCGCGCCGUCGCGUCGCAGCUUGGUCGCACGAGCGAGUGAGUGCUUCGAACCGAGAAGAUUGAGUGUUAUCGUAAGGCUAGAAAGAUAGACCGGAAGGCGGAGGAAAAAUAAAAAGCAUCGUGUCGAAGAGAUUAAUACGGAGUACGACUUUGAAGUCCGAGAAACGUAUUCCAUUCGAUUCGAGACGAAAAAUCAGAAUUUUGUAAAAAACCAAAAGAAAUUGUACAAAAACCUGUAUGUAAUCGUGUAAACAGAAUGUAUGUAUAGAAUUAUGUUUACCUAUGCGA